UUUAUUCCAGUAAUACUAUGUCCAGAAAUAUAGGAUUAUGGAGCUAGAAUUGGACCUGAGUGUGACGGGAGCCACCAGGAAUCUCGCGUUUGCCUCCACCGAGACGGAGGCCGUCGUCCUCCUCCUCGCUCACCUUCCAGGAUUGGUGCGGGAGAAGAUCGAGGUGUCGGUGAAUGAAGAGGGAACGGAGAUUAGCAUCAGCGGAGGAGGGGACAAAUCCGCCGUUGAGACGGUGGUUGGAAGACGACUGCGGUUGAGGAAUGAGUUCGAGAUUAACCCGUUUCGGAAGGUGUUUCGCAUCCCGAAUGGCGUGGCGUUGGAUCAGAUCGAUGCUGGUUUUUACGAGGAAGGAGACAUUCUGGUGAUUUUGAUGCCCAAAUCUGUUAGAGGUAAUGCUGCUGGAAUCGCAAUCCGAGAAGUGCAAGGAGGAGAAGCUCCAAGGGAACAGAAGCUUGAAGGAGACGAAGUGAUUUCUAUGGACCGACCUCAUGGUCAUGCAGAAGCAAACGAAGCGAGAGCCGCGAUUGAUGAUGCAAAACCACCAAAGGCGGAAGAAGAAGAAGAAACCAAACAAGGAAAAGAAGAGGAUCUAAUCAGAAGAGAAGGGGCCGAAGAGAAAUUGGACCAGAAUGGAGCAGAAAGCUCAGGAACGGACCGUAAUGGAGAUCGAGAACCAAAGCACAUGGAAGCAGAGAUCAAAACACCUAAAGAAAAAGACUUAGAAGAAGAAGAGCGAAGAAAGGUGCCUGAUCAACCUCAAAAGCCCUCGAUCGAGAUGGAAGCACCAGAUCUGCAUGGAGAGCCCCCUCCUUCCGCAGCACCGGCACCAAUCAACGGAGCGGGACAAGAAGAUACAAUCGAGAAGACGAGCGGUCCAGAUCGAGAAGAAGAUGAAGACGAAGUGCCCGACUCGCUUGAAGCGCCUGAAGUGGAUCGAGAUCUCCACCAACCCAAGGGACAGCAGACGUAUCCAGAUCACCAAACGGAACAAGAAGACAAGGCGCAUGAACCGGAGCGACAAGAAGACAGAGCAGUACCUGAAUCGUUCGAAGCACCUCAAUCGGAAGGAGAUCUCCACCAACCCGAGGAACAGCAGACGGAUCCACAUCACCAAACUGAACAAGAAGACCAAGUGCAUGAAUUGGAGCAACAAGAGGACAGAGCAGUACCUGAACCGGGUGGAGAAGAUAUCCACCACCCCGAAGACAAGACAAAACCCGGCGAGAUUUCAGAUCAAAUUCCCCGUCGAUCCGGCGACAAAGCAGAGGAAGCAGCUGACGAAGUCCCGCAGACGGAUAAGCCGAUCGAAGCCCCAGACGAAGGCGAGGGAGAAGAGAGCUCGCCAGGUGAUACAGGAGAGAAAGAGAGAGAGAACGGAUCGAAGGGUAAGAGAAAGAGAAGGGAGAGGGCUAAAGAAGGAGGAGGAGCGCCGCCUCCUUCUCUGGCGGUCUUUGCUUUCAUGUUGUCGCUGGUGGCGCUUGCCGUCCAACUCGUGAGGAGUCGAAGGCGCCGUUAGGCUUCGCACCGGAUUGCAGUUAUGGUGUUGGUUUACAUUGUAGAAUGUGCUAUUGUUUCAAUUGUUUAUAUGGUUCCCUUCUUAUGUUUCUGAAAAA
This is a messenger RNA of Musa acuminata AAA Group (dessert banana), 1613 nucleotides long. RefSeq lists its product as uncharacterized. NCBI's taxonomy places the organism in Eukaryota, Viridiplantae, Streptophyta, Magnoliopsida, Zingiberales, Musaceae. The transcript is spliced from 2 exons. The coding region runs from base 38 to 1516 and encodes 492 amino acids. The record is from RefSeq and is a predicted model, not a curated record.